AUGGCGAACAGUUUAAGUGCUAGGACGUUCUCUGUAAGCAACCUGCAGUUACGGACUCGCUUGACUCCCAUAAAAAGUGAACUAGGGUUACCCCUUAGAGGACGGAAAGGGCCAAAGAAGCUAGUCCUGACAAUUGCAAUGCUCAACGUCAGAAGUAUGACAGGUAAAGGACGAGAGCUCGUCGAAUUCAUAGAGAUCCGAACGAUUGGUGUGCUUUAUCAGCAAGAAACUUGUUGGAAAGGUAAUAAGUCGAGAGAUCUUGAAGAUGGAUGCAAGUUACUAUGGAGCAGAAAUGGAGUGGGUAUUAUUUUGAACAACUGGAAGGAAGGGUUUCUAUAA
Molecule: messenger RNA, 339 nt
Organism: Diabrotica virgifera virgifera (western corn rootworm)
Lineage: Eukaryota; Metazoa; Arthropoda; Insecta; Coleoptera; Chrysomelidae
Exons: 1
Coding region: 1-339 (112 amino acids)
Source: RefSeq, a predicted model, not a curated record